CUCACCUUGGCUAACUUACUGUUGUUGUAUUGACACUAAAGUAUCAUACCCAAAUAAAGAAGUUUGUAAUGUGAGCCAUAUGAAGCACACCACUAGUGAGCUUUAUUCUCUGUUGUCUUUGGUCUGUGAUUAAUUUUAGUAGAGGAUUUUAGCUAGCUAGGUUUGUUUUUGUUUACCCUUGAGUUCUGUAGUUAUCAGCCGUCUGUGAAAAUGGAUCCGAAAGUAACUAGCGCGCAGAUUGAAAAGGAUGGCUCUGCGUUAGUGAUGGCCGUGUCGUGCCACGGCAUGUUUGACCUGGACAGCUGCAACGUACAGCCGGAUUCCUGUGCAUUACCCAAAGGCGCGGCCUUCGCCUUUAUCAAGGCAGUACAAACUGUCAAUCAGAGACUCUUAGGGCUGAGUGAAAAAAACAAGACGUUAUUGUUUGAAGUGGUCCUGCUUGGAAAAGACUGUGAAGAACACAUCAAAUUAAACAUAUUCGAUAGCGCAAAACAUUAUGGUCUGGAAAUUGACAAAUUUUACUUUUGCUCCAGCGAUAACUUAAUAGGGACUCUACAAGCAAACCAUAUAAACUUGUUCCUCUCACCAGAUAAAGAUGAUGUUUAUAGUGUCCUUAAAGCAGGUGUUCCUGCUGCUUUGCUGUACCAGCAAGCAGAGCAGCAGGCCAUAAAUCGGCUGAAGGUGCUUUUCUCCGGUGAUCUCAUUGGCCUUUCCGCUGACUCCAUGGUCUGUCUUAAGGAUCGUGGGUUCACCGAUGUCCACAUACAGAACUUCAAAGCAGCAAAGGAAUGCUUAAGAGAGUUUGUGGUUCGGAUCGGUGAGAUGAAGAGGAUGUUUGGGCACGAAGGCAGCCCUCUGCACACCAGCCUCAUGACGGUGUGGGGGUCCAGGGACGUGUGCGCCUCAGCCCUGAAGACGCUCCGAGGCUGGGGUCUGGAUGUAGACGAGGCCUUCUGCCUGGCUGGGGCCACGUGCGGCCCCAUCCUAGCCCUGCUUCAGCCACACAUAGUGUGGGACAAUGGACUGCAUAAUCUGAAAGGAGUCGCUCCUCUCCUGAGCAGUUAGGAGGGAGUUCGGUGAGGGAUUUGCCUUCUAUGUAAUUACUCCAUGUGAAGCAGAUGCUAGCUUGGUUUUCAAGUUACAAUUUGCAGAAUGAAUGUUUGGUGUGAAAAGAUUCUUAGAAACUUGAUCGUUACCUCCACUAUUUUUUAAUGUUUAAAUAUAGUGCAAUAAAGCAAAAUGAAGAGCUGUAUAAACCUAUUGCAUAUUAGUUGCUUUACCAAUUCAUAAAAUAUAGAAAAUAUAGGGUUUCAAAGAGGGGAAAAUGUUAAAGAAAUUCUGUAAAAUUUGGCUGCACAAGUACACAAAAUAAAUGCAGCAAUGAGCACAAGGCAACAGUG
Molecule: messenger RNA, 1400 nt
Organism: Electrophorus electricus (electric eel)
Lineage: Eukaryota; Metazoa; Chordata; Actinopteri; Gymnotiformes; Gymnotidae
Product: cytosolic 5'-nucleotidase 1B
Biological process (GO): adenosine metabolic process; nucleotide metabolic process
Cellular component (GO): cytosol; cytoplasm
Molecular function (GO): magnesium ion binding; 5'-nucleotidase activity; nucleotide binding
Source: RefSeq, a predicted model, not a curated record